GAUAAUCUGAGGCGAGCUGGAAUGAUCGCAGCCCUCGAAGCUACUACCAUAUCCGAGUUACACAGAGGCAUCUUUGACCAAUUGUGUCUGCUACGGAGACUGUCGAGGUUUCACAUACUUGUCGGCUACCGAUAUGCAAGUUCAAAGGUCUGGAGGAGAGGCGAGAUUCCGCUCUGGUUAAUGAUAGUGAUUGAGUGACGCAAUAUAUCAAGGUGCCUGCAGCGACGGGCCCCAUACGUUGGCAGCCCAGGUACGCAAUGCGCUGGGCCUAUAGCUAACGAGAAUUGCGAGAAGACAGCGGUAGGAUUACGGAAAGUCUAAGGGAUGAAAAGGGUCCAGU
Messenger RNA from Trematosphaeria pertusa, 340 nucleotides. RefSeq lists its product as uncharacterized. The transcript has a single exon. NCBI's taxonomy places the organism in Eukaryota, Fungi, Ascomycota, Dothideomycetes, Pleosporales, Trematosphaeriaceae. The record is from RefSeq and is a predicted model, not a curated record. The annotation marks the transcript as partial.